Blepharisma stoltei is the source of this 411-nucleotide messenger RNA. The record is from the annotation of a GenBank genome assembly. NCBI's taxonomy places the organism in Eukaryota, Ciliophora, Heterotrichea, Heterotrichida, Blepharismidae.
AUGUUUAAUAGAGGAACUAUAACAGAUGCAAUGAUCUCAUUGAGCACCGGCCAGCUGUUUAUAUACGGAGAGAAUAGGAAUGUAAACAUAGAAGAUGCAGUCAAUAUUUAUGUGCAAAUUCUCCAGCAAGACCAAAGACGAGAAGCAAAUCAUGGGAUCACGUCAGAACAAUUAAAUUCUCUCGCAGAAUUGAAAUGGCCAGGGUUUCUGUACCAACUUGAAAAAUCAACUCCAGGUUCCUUGCAAUUCCGAAGGACUAAGAAAGAGUGUGCAAUUUGUUUACAUGAACUAGAGCAAGAUGAAAUUGUUAGGGAGCUGCCUUGCAAGCACCUCUUUCAUAAGACUUGUAUUGAUAAAUGACUCAAGAGUAAGUGCUUGUGCCCUUUAGAUAAGAAGCCAGUGGUAAGAUAA